UAAAGAAGAAGCCAAAGUUGAUAAAGAAAAGCAAAAGGAAGUUGGUGAAGAAGGAGCUGAAGUUGAUAAAGAAAAGCAAAAGGAAGUUGGCAAAGAAGGAGCUGAAAUUGAUAAAGAAAAGCAGAAAGAAAUU
Racocetra persica is the source of this 133-nucleotide messenger RNA. The record is from the annotation of a GenBank genome assembly. NCBI's taxonomy places the organism in Eukaryota, Fungi, Glomeromycota, Glomeromycetes, Diversisporales, Gigasporaceae.